This is a messenger RNA of Humulus lupulus (European hop), 1242 nucleotides long. RefSeq names its product folate-binding protein 1. The coding region runs from base 128 to 1021 and encodes 297 amino acids. The record is from RefSeq and is a predicted model, not a curated record. Lineage: Eukaryota; Viridiplantae; Streptophyta; Magnoliopsida; Rosales; Cannabaceae. The transcript is spliced from 4 exons.
GGGUCUCUCGACGGAAUUUUGGGUUCAAGACUUCUUGGUCGUUGAUUUAGACUCUGUUUGUUGAUCAAGACGUUAUGGCGUAAUUCCCACCGCUUCCGAGUCAGUUCGCUGCUGAGUCUACCAGUUAAUGAAUCGGAUUGAAAAGCAAAUGGGUUACGCUUCUCUGAUUUCCUUGCUUCUCCUUACUCUGAUCCUACCCUUCUCAUCUGGUAAAUCCGAUGGACUCUGUGUUUCCCAAGGUGGUCGCUUUCCACCAUUCUCAUCUGACGGGAAGCCUCCAAAAAAGGUUAGCAGGGGAUCCAAAGAUCUGACACUUUGCAGGGUGUUCCGCCAAAAAACUUGCUGUGAUGUGGCUCAGACACACCCUGCACUGCUAAACAUAAGGAAGCUUGCUUCAACUGGGGAGGCCAGUCAAGAGUGCUUGCAAUUGUGGGAGCUAAUAGAAUGUUCCAUAUGUAAUCCACAAGUUGGCGUUCAGCCAGGACCUCCUAGAUUAUGCAGCUCUUUGUGUGACAGAGUUUUUAAUGCUUGCUCUGAUGCUUACUUCUCCAUGGAGGCAAUGACACAGGUUCUAGCACCAUGUGGGGUAAAUGAUUUUGUUUGUGGUAGGGCUUCACAGUGGGUUCAUAAUGGCACGGAGCUGUGUCAUGCUGCAGGAUUUGCUGUUAAAGAUGAUCUGCUUGGUGAAGAAACAUCUUGCUAUGGUGGUAAAGCCAGUCUAAACUUAAUUUCUGAUUCAUGGAAAUCUUCACGGUCAUCUUCAAUGCCCCAGAAAACUGGGGCUGCAGGCCUGUUAGAUGAUUUUCAUCAGUGGGUGCUGGAAAUGGCAUUUGCUGAUAGAGUUUCAUGGGCAGUUGGAGGGAUGGUUCUUACAGCUGGAUUAUUGUUUUUGAGCAAACGGAAAAGUCACAACCAUCGUCAGAAACUAGCUGCUAUUCAACGCACUGCUAGGAAAAUGGAAGCCCAAAUGAACCAGAACUAUCCUGGUUACCAAGCAAAUAAGAAGGCAAGUAAAAGAUGAUUUUUCUAUAUGUGAACAUAUAAUUAGUUGAUCAAUUUUCCUCUGGAAAUGUAUUAUUAAAUUACUGGUCUAGCAUAGUUAGUUGAGUUAUUGUAACAUUAAAACAAUUUUUGUUUCCUUUUUGUUUUUACUAUUUUAUUAUUAGAAGUUGACAUGUAUCAGUUAAGUUGUGUUUAUUAAUGUUGGAAGCCCCAGUUGAAGUUCCACUUCCAAAUUACAAA